Messenger RNA from Lingula anatina, 1818 nucleotides. RefSeq lists its product as uncharacterized. Gene Ontology annotation, molecular function: protein binding; ubiquitin protein ligase activity. The record is from RefSeq and is a predicted model, not a curated record. Gene Ontology annotation, biological process: protein polyubiquitination; proteasome-mediated ubiquitin-dependent protein catabolic process. Lineage: Eukaryota; Metazoa; Brachiopoda; Lingulata; Lingulida; Lingulidae.
CAAAAAGUUAUUUUAUUGAAUUUUUCAAAAAACCAUAUGGUUUACCAUUUAAUACAACCUUCCAUUGUUUUUGCAGAUGCCAUUAAAACAGCAUGUGUGGCAUUCCCACGUGAACCUGGCAUUGUGACCGUCUUCCCAGCAUACAAAGCAAAUGAACAACAUCCGCCUUUCAUUGCAGUGCUAGUGAGCAUUGGGUUUUGUGGAGAUAAAAUGACAAAAUAUGAGGGCUUCACCGUCGAAUACUACUCUUGGGACAUGCCAGAUAUGGAGGCUCAGAGGGCCCUGUCCUCCCAAGAAGCUGAAGAGAAUCCAAUUCCACCUGAAAAAUCUGCUGAAAUUGGACAAGUCAUACAAAAUGAGUCUGAAGAUCUUUUUAAUAAGCACAGGAAUCUGACAAUUAUUUCAGCAUCCCCCGUUAAAGUGACGGGAGGUAAAGUUAUAUGCACACCUUGUAUAGUAUUAUAUUGUCGUGCAAAACGUGUGGUACCACUGGGUGAUUCUCUAUUUCCAGAGUCAAUUGAAGGUAUUCCUGUAGAUGUGCGGGAAGGUUUUGUGUCAUUGUCCAUGAAUAACGGUAAUCCACAAAAUCCAGAAGAGGAGCACUUGGGUCAAAAUCCAACUUUUUACAGUGAUCCACUGAGAGUGGGCUGCAGCAUAGGACUGGAAAAUUUGAAGCGUUGUGGUACUUUAGGAAUGUUUGUACUAUGUGAGCAGACAUUAUGUUUUCUCACAUGCUACCAUGUGUUACGAUUUCACAUAGAUGCCCCCUUUAAAAAGGGGGAGAAAGUCUGCCAACCAUCCGAUGUCGAUCAAGAAACAAACAUAAAAUUCCGACAAGAUCUUGCAUCUAGAGACAAAAACAGAGUUUGUGGUGUUGUCAGAGAUUUUCGCUUUGGGAAUUUCAGUAUUCACAAUAAGCCAUACGGCAUUGAUGUAGCCCUUGUUGAAAUCAGGGACAGAGGGACCUAUGGGAUACCUGCAGGAUUAGCUCCACAAACUUUGCGGGAUCUUCACCUGGAAGAAAGUGAAUUAUCUUUUAAUGACGCAUGUCUUGGAUCCGACAAAGACUUAAGUUCCCAUGUUAUGUUCAAAUGUGGCAGGCAAACUGGUCUCACACGGGGAAUGGUCAGGUUCAUAAAUGGUGUGGUUUGUCGACCGGAUAUUGUACAGUAUGAGGCAGAACAAGCAGGUGUGCCCAUUCUUUGUAAUGAACUACUGUCAUCUAUGGUAGAGAUAUGUGGACCUAGAACUGGAGACAAUGACUGUGAUAGUUUUGCUGAACGUGGAGACUCUGGAGCUGCAGUGUUCUAUUUAAAGGACGGGAAACCCCAUAUUGUGGGGAUGGUGGUGGCAAAGACCUCCUAUUCUGCUGCCUUAAUAUCACCCAUUUGGCCAAUAUUCAAAUUGUUUAACAUUGAACUAGCAAGGAUAGAGGAGGAUAUGGGAACUGAGCCAGCAAUGCCUGAAAUGCUGUACACGAGGGGUCGUUCAGAAAACAUGUCGUAAUUUGUAGACCAUGCACUGAACCAUAAUUUAUCAUUAAUUUUGAAAUUGACUGAAUAACCAUAGUUUCAUUAUGAUGAAUAUCGAGUGAUAUGGAAACAUAUCCAAGUUUUUUUGAAAAGUAAAAAUUGUAUUGUCAGUAAGAGGGAUUAUCAGGAUUGUGAAAAGUUAAAUAUCUUGACAGCAUUCUGUACAGUCCAUGAAAGUAGUAAAUAAAUAGCAUGGAGGAAUAUAUGACUUGUAUUUACUACAUGUACCUCGUGUAACAGCAGAAGACAACAACUUUGUCACAGAUAUAUUGAUCCCUCAGUUUUC